Messenger RNA from Penicillium cosmopolitanum, 447 nucleotides. RefSeq lists its product as uncharacterized. The record is from RefSeq and is a predicted model, not a curated record. The transcript has 2 exons. The coding region runs from base 1 to 447 and encodes 148 amino acids. Lineage: Eukaryota; Fungi; Ascomycota; Eurotiomycetes; Eurotiales; Aspergillaceae. Gene Ontology annotation, molecular function: oxidoreductase activity.
AUGUUGAAUAGGAUGACUAAUUACAAGAUGUUUAAUAUGACUGAAUUUCACCACUCUACAUGGAAUGUCAUUUUUAUCACAGCAGCAGCUAUUUUAAUCAGCUACAUUACUAUAGUCACAAGACUGAGAUACCACCGCAGGGCAAAAAUUGAGGCUCCAUUUGGGCCUGGUAAGAGGAAAUUGUCUAGUAUGACCGUCAAAGAGGCACAUUCAAUUAUUACCGAAUUGCAAGAGCUUGAAUUUCCUUACGCUUUUUCCAAGGCCCGGAAAAUUGCCCUACUCAAGGUCUCGCUAAUCUGGUGUUUGCAACAACAGGCCGGAGGCAUCCCAACUAUGUCUAAGCUUUUUGCGGUCACAGGACAGAAUAAUAAAAGAAAUGCGGGGAAAAGAUCAGUCGAUACCGAGAUUCUCCUUACGCGAGUCUCAAUCUCAGCCCAGAGAUUCUGA